AUGUCUGCCUCUAACGAUAACACCUCCACCCUUAAGUCCUACGUUGACUCUGCCACCGGCGCUGCCCAAAACUUCGUUGGCUCCCUCACCGGCAGCACUGCCGACCAGAACAAGGGCGAGGCCAAGCAGGACAAGGGGCAGGUCGAGCACGAUGCGUCCCACGCUACCGCCAAGCUUCCUGGAUUCACUGCUACCGCCCAAGGUGUGAGCAAGGACGACCCUGAUCGUGCCAGCGGUUCCUGGAACCAGACCGUCGGCUCUGCUAAGGAGACUGUUGGUGGUCUCGUUGGCUCCGAGAAUCUCAAGCAGCAAGGUCGCGAGCAGAAUCUUGAGGGUCAGUCGCAGGAGGCCAAGGGCCAGCUCAACGAUUACACUUCUGGCAUUGGCAACCGUGUUCAGGGAACCAUCGGUAGCGCCGUCGCUGGCCUCACUGGUGACAAGGCUGGCCAGGAGCACUACCAGGGUCUGCACGACACGGGCAAGACGCAGCAGCGUGGUGCUGAGCACGACAUUCAGAAGCAGGCUGAGGCCAAGCAGUAG
Molecule: messenger RNA, 540 nt
Organism: Colletotrichum higginsianum IMI 349063
Lineage: Eukaryota; Fungi; Ascomycota; Sordariomycetes; Glomerellales; Glomerellaceae
Product: Mismatched base pair and cruciform dna recognition
Exons: 2
Coding region: 1-540 (179 amino acids)
Source: RefSeq, a predicted model, not a curated record